GGCUCCAAUGAAAUAUCGGCAAGGCGAGAAAGACGGGCGCCGGAGCCAAUUGCUGAAGAGCGGGCGUGUCCGGCUCCCCUCCUUCAGUUUAAGUGAGGGCGGAAGAUGGCGGCGGCGGCCGGGAUGGGUCCGGGGGUCCCGGACGGGGAACCCGAGGGUUCAAACCGCGACCGCAGCGCUUUCGAAUGCAACAUCUGCCUGGAGCCUGCCAGAGAAGCUGUCAUUGGGCUCUGCGGUCACCUGUACUGCUGGCCGUGUCUUCACCAGUGGCUAGAAACUCGGCCAGAGCGCCAGGAGUGUCCUGUGUGCAAGGCAGGAAUCAGCCGGGACAAAGUCAUCCCUCUCUAUGGACGUGGAAGCUCCGCCCAGCAGGAUCCUAGGUUGAAGACCCCUCCUCGGCCACGAGGGCAGCGCCCAGAGCCGGAGUCCCGAGGGGGCAUGGGCGCCUUUCCCGACGCGGCCACUGGCUUCCACAUGGCAUUUGGCAUUGGUGCGUUCCCCUUUGGGUUUUUUGCCACUGGCUACAGUACCCCAGGAGAAAGGGCAGACGCAGAAGCUGCCCGCCCAUCCAGCUGGCAGGAUUCGCUCUUCCUCUUCAUUGCCAUCUUCUUUUUCUUUUGGCUGCUUAGUGUCUGACCGGCUGGACUCCGCUGGACUUGCCCUGUACUAAAAAAAA
Molecule: messenger RNA, 676 nt
Organism: Lacerta agilis (Sand lizard)
Lineage: Eukaryota; Metazoa; Chordata; Lepidosauria; Squamata; Lacertidae
Gene: RNF5
Product: ring finger protein 5
Exons: 6
Coding region: 106-636 (176 amino acids)
Biological process (GO): ubiquitin-dependent protein catabolic process
Cellular component (GO): endoplasmic reticulum
Molecular function (GO): ubiquitin-like protein conjugating enzyme binding; ubiquitin protein ligase activity
Source: RefSeq, a predicted model, not a curated record